AUGGCCCAAACUAGUUCAAGAAGAUGGUCAAGAGCCGACAAUAUAAAAAAGGUUGAACGUGGGAUCUCUAGGGUUACCGUCAUUUCUCUUUUCUGCAGCCAAUCUGAGUUAGAAGUUACAAGAGAAUCUUUGAUCGAAAAGAUGAUUUACGAUGUCAACUCCGUUCUCUUCAAAUCCUUCUUGAGCUCGAAAUACUCUGCCGACAAAAGGAGAGGCGAGGACAAGCCAAGAGAACAGAAGCCCAAGGCCAGCGACAACAAGCCUGUGAUGAAUGAAUGAAUAGAUCUCUCUACUUUGUUAUGAUGUAACCUUUCUGUGUUCUAAAAACAUUUUCCGUUUCAAUGGUUCAUCUUUAGUUAUUUAUCUUUUGAUCGUAUCUAGUUUCUUUAUAUGUCUUUAUUCAAAUCGAAGAAAUCC
Molecule: messenger RNA, 417 nt
Organism: Eruca vesicaria subsp. sativa (arugula)
Lineage: Eukaryota; Viridiplantae; Streptophyta; Magnoliopsida; Brassicales; Brassicaceae
Source: the annotation of a GenBank genome assembly